Carassius auratus (goldfish) is the source of this 913-nucleotide messenger RNA. RefSeq lists its product as uncharacterized. NCBI's taxonomy places the organism in Eukaryota, Metazoa, Chordata, Actinopteri, Cypriniformes, Cyprinidae. The record is from RefSeq and is a predicted model, not a curated record. The transcript is spliced from 6 exons. Bases 23 to 739 code for a protein of 238 amino acids.
UCUUUCUGUGUGUAUUUAAUUAAUGUCUGAGUCACUGUUCCUCACUGUUCUUCAUGUGUUUGUUGUGACAGAUGCAGUGAAGUCACUGUCAGUGAAGAAGGGAGAAUCUGUUACUCUGCCAAUUACUGAAAUAAAGAAUCAUGAUCUGAUAUGGUGGAUGUUUGGAAACAUUCGCCUAGCUGAAAUCGAUAAAGCAGACCAACACUUCUCCAUAUAUGAUGGUCCUGAUGAGAGAUUCAGAGACAGACUGGAGCUGGAUCAUCAGACUGGAUCUCUGACCAUCACAGACACCAGAACCACAGACUCUGGACUUUAUGAAGUGAAGAUCAUCAGCAGCAGACACAUCGUAAACAGUAUAUUCACUGUUACUGUCACUGAAACAUACAUAAACACUGCAUACACCCCACGUGGGACGGCAUCUUCUUCAAAUAACUAUCCAGAUCCACGUCUGUCUCCAGAUGAUCUAGAUCCAUGUCUGUCUUCAGCGGUUCCAUAUUCACGUCUGUCUCCAGAUGAUCUAGAUCCAGGUCUGUCUCCAGCUGCUGUAGCAGGGAUCGGUGGUUUUUGUUUUCUGCUGGGUGCUGCUGUGGGUGCUGCUGCAGCUGGUGUGAUUUGCUAUCGCUACAAGAGGUCUAAGGAUUCAAAAGAUAACCAGAUGCAAAAUCAGCCCUUAAAAAGACAAUUGGCGAUGGACAAUAUGAAUAUGGGAACUAAAGAGAACGGAUAUGACUCUUCAUGAUUCCCCGGUGAAAAUGAGAAAUGAACCCAUGUCUGUUGAGCUGUUAAACUCUCAUGUAAAAUGAUUAAUUGUAUUUGUGUUAUGAUGUUACUCUUCAUACCUGUCAACCUAUUAACUAUACUAGUUUGAUUCACACAGCUUAGAUUUUGUGUGAUUGUAGACUGUGAGCAUCCG